Messenger RNA from Echinops telfairi (small Madagascar hedgehog), 4439 nucleotides. RefSeq names its product poly(A) specific ribonuclease subunit PAN2 (gene PAN2). Gene Ontology annotation, cellular component: PAN complex; P-body. The transcript is spliced from 26 exons. Bases 233 to 3835 code for a protein of 1200 amino acids. Gene Ontology annotation, biological process: nuclear-transcribed mRNA poly(A) tail shortening; mRNA processing. The record is from RefSeq and is a predicted model, not a curated record. Lineage: Eukaryota; Metazoa; Chordata; Mammalia; Afrosoricida; Tenrecidae. Gene Ontology annotation, molecular function: poly(A)-specific ribonuclease activity; nucleic acid binding; protein binding.
GAGCCUGAGGCGCGGGGGAGAAUUGGGGAAACUGGAAUUUCCCGCGGACUUGACGGCGCUUGCUCUCCCCCUACUCGUUUUAAUUCCACGCGCUCCAAAAUAUCCGCCAUGGAGAAAUCUUGGCCAUGAUGCCCGCUGUAUACCUCCCGGUGCUGUGCUGUCCUGCUGAAGGUGGGGUCAGGCAUCCAAAGGGGCUGUGGCAGGGAAGGGUCUAAUUGCUGCCAAUAUCAUCAUGAACUUUGAGAGUCUGGACCCUGGUCUGGCAGAGUAUGCCCCGGCUAUGCAUUCUGCCCUGGACCCUGUCCUGGAUGCCCACCUGAACCCAAGUCUGUUGCAGAACGUGGAGCUGGAUCCAGAGGGAGUGGCCUUGGAGGCUCUUCCGGUCCAGGAGUCAAUGCACAGAAUGGAAGGUGUCUACUCAGAAUUGCACAGUGUGGUGGCUGAAGUGGGCGUGCCUGUCUCCGUCUCCCACUUUGACUUACACGAGGAGAUGCUAUGGGUGGGGAGCCAUGGGGGCCACGCCACUUCAUUUUUUGGCCCCGCCUUGGAGCGCUAUUCAUCCUUCCAGGUCAAUGGCAGUGACGACAUCCGGCAGAUCCAGAGCCUGGAGAAUGGUAUCCUUUUUCUCACCAAGAACAACCUCAAGUAUAUGGCCCGUGGGGGCCUCAUCAUAUUUGAUUACCUGUUGGAUGAGAGUGAGGAUAUGCAUAGUCUCCUGCUAACUGACAGCAGUACUCUGCUCAUUGGCGGGCUGCAGAACCACAUCCUAGAGAUUGACCUCAACACUGUCCAGGAGACACAGAAGUACGCAGUCGAGAUGCCUGGGGUCACCAUCAUGAGACAGACAAACCGCUUCUUCUUCUGUGGCCAUACAUCUGGCAAGCUUUCCCUGCGAGACCUCCGUACUUUUAAGGUGGAGCAUGAAUUUGACGCCUUCUCAGGGAGUCUGUCAGAUUUUGACGUGCACGGCAACUUGCUGGCUGCCUGUGGCUUUUCCAGCCGCCUCUCUGGCCUGGCCUGUGACCGCUUCCUCAAGGUGUACGACCUCCGUAUGAUGCGGGCCAUCACUCCCCUUCAAGUACACGUGGACCCCGCCUUCUUGCGCUUUAUCCCUACCUAUACUUCUCGUCUUGCUAUUAUCUCCCAGUCAGGGCAGUGCCAGUUUUGUGAGCCCACAGGCCUGGCCAACCCAGCUGACAUCUUCCAUGUGAAUCCCGUGGGGCCUCUGCUGAUGACGUUUGACGUGUCAGCCAGCAAGCAGGCCCUGGUCUUCGGAGAUUCUGAAGGCUGUGUGCACCUCUGGACUGAUUCCCCUGAGCCUUCCUUCAACCCUUAUUCCCGGGAAACGGAAUUUGCUUUGCCCUGUCUGGUGGACACCCUUCCUCCUCUGGACUGGAGCCAGGACUUGAUGCCUCUUUCCCUCAUCCCAGUCCCACUCACCACCGACACCCUGCUCUCUGACUGGCCUGCUGCCAACUCUGCUCCGGCUCCCAGGCGAGCACCUCCUGUGGACGCGGAGAUUCUGCGCACCAUGAAGAAAGUGGGCUUCAUUGGCUACGCACCUAACCCCCGCACCAGGCUGCGCAAUCAGAUUCCUUACCGACUCAAGGAGUCAGACAGUAAAUUUGACAGCUUCAGCCAGGUCACGGAGUCACCAAUAGGACGGGAAGAGGAGCCGCAUCUCCAUAUGGUCUCUAAGAAAUACCGAAAGGUGACUAUCAAAUACUCCAAGCUGGGGCUGGAAGACUUUGACUUCAAACACUACAACAAGACCCUGUUUGCCGGACUAGAGCCCCACAUUCCUAAUGCUUACUGUAACUGCAUGGUCCAGGUGCUCUAUUUCCUGGAGCCUGUUCGCUGUCUAAUCCAAAACCACCUUUGCCAAAAGGAGUUCUGCUUGGCAUGUGAGCUGGGCUUCCUCUUCCAUAUGUUGGACCUCUCCCGUGGUGACCCAUGCCAGGGCAGCAAUUUUCUUCGGGCCUUCCGCACCAUUCCUGAGGCCUCAGCCCUCGGUCUGAUCCUGGCAGACUCGGAUGAGGCUUCGGGCAAGGGCAGUCUGGCCAGGCUCAUCCAGAGGUGGAACCGGUUCAUUCUCACUCAACUGCAUCAGGAUAUGCAGGAGCUGGAAGUAGCCCAGGCCUACCGAGGUGCUGGAGUCAGCAGCUUCUGCUCCUCGGGAGACUCAGUCAUUGGGCAGCUGUUCAGCUGUGAGAUGGAGAAUUGCAGCCUGUGCCGCUGUGGCAGUGAGACCGUGCGAGCCUCCUCCACCCUGCUCUUCACACUCUCCUACCCCGAGGGUAGCAACAGUGAUAAAACCGGGAAGAACUAUGACUUUGCCCAGGUACUGAAGCGAAGCAUCUGCCUGGAGCAGAAUACACAAGCCUGGUGUGACAACUGCGAAAAGUUCCAGCCCACGAUUCAGACCCGCAAUAUCCGACAUCUGCCAGACAUUCUUGUCAUCAACUGUGAGGUGAACAGCUCGAAAGAGGCUGAUUUCUGGAGGAUGCAGGCUGAGUUUGCCUUCAAGAUGGCAGUGAAGAAGCCCGCAGGGGAGCUCUCCAAGAACAAGGACUUUGCUUUGUCCGAUUGGAAGGAGCUCGGGAGUCCAGAGGGCAUGCUGAGAUGCCCCUCCAUGGAGGAGAUGAAGAAUAUCUGGCUUCCUUUCUCCAUUCGCAUGAAGAUGACCAAGAACAAAGGGCUGGAUGUUUGCAAUUGGACUGAUGGAGAUGAGUGGGGCGCAGCCAGGGCGGAGGAGGAGCAUGGUGUCUCUGUGUAUGACCUGAUGGCCACGGUGGUACACAUCCUGGACUCACGCACAGGGGGCAGCCUGGUGGCUCACAUCAAAGUUGGAGAGACCUACCACCAGCGCAAGGAGGGCGUUACUCACCAGCAGUGGUAUCUCUUCAAUGACUUCCUUAUUGAACCCAUUGAUAAGCAUGAAGCUGUGCAGUUUAACAUGAAUUGGAAAGUCCCUGCUAUCCUUUAUUACGUCAAAAGGAAUCUCCAUUCCAAAUACAACGUGAACAUCAAGAACCCUAUAGAGGCGAGUGUCCUGAUGGCUGAAGCCUCCUUGGCACGGAAACAGCGGAAAACACAUACUACCUUCAUUCCACUCAUGCUGAGUGAGAUGCCACAGGUUGGGGACCUGGUGGGCCUCGAUGCUGAGUUUGUCACCCUUAAUGAGGAGGAAGCUGAGUUGCGCAGCGAUGGCACCAAAUCUACCAUUAAACCAAGUCAGAUGUCAGUAGCAAGGAUUACCUGUGUUCGGGGCCAAGGACCCAAUGAGGGUAUUCCCUUCAUUGAUGAUUACAUCUCUACACAGGAGCAGGUGGUGGAUUACUUGACUCAAUACUCAGGGAUAAAGCCCGGAGACCUCGAUGCCAAGAUCUCCUCUAAGCACCUCACGACUCUCAAGUCUACCUACUUAAAACUCCGUUUUCUGAUAGACAUUGGAGUCAAAUUUGUAGGUCAUGGUCUACAGAAGGACUUCCGGGUCAUCAACCUCAUGGUGCCCAAGGACCAAGUGCUUGACACGGUGUACCUCUUCCAUAUGCCUCGAAAACGAAUGAUUUCCCUGCGGUUUCUUGCUUGGUACUUUCUGGACCUGAAGAUUCAAGGAGAGACCCAUGACAGUAUCGAGGAUGCCCGCACAGCCCUUCAGCUCUACCGAAAGUAUCUGGAGCUAAGCAAGAAUGGGACUGAGCCCGAGUCCUUCCACAAAGUGCUCAAGGGUCUCUACGAGAAGGGCCGCAAGAUGGACUGGAAAGUGCCAGAGCCGGAGAGCCAGUCCAGUCCUAAGAAUGCAGCUGUCUUCUCCUCCGUGCUGGCACUCUGACCCACGUUCUCUCAACAAACUACUCCCUCUCCUUCUAGUCUUUGUGGCCCCAGAACUGGAAGAUGGUUUUCUAAGUUGGCUAUAUACCCUUUCCACUUCCAGACAUGGACCCCAUCUGGGUCUGCAGUUGGUGCUAUGAAAGGAACUGGGAUGCAUCAGAAUUGUUACACAGGGUCUAGAAGCCAGAUUCCUUCUCUACCUUUGCAAAACCGUGGACCAAAGAUAUGAGUCUAGAACUGACCUAGAUUGGUAUUCUUAAUAAACACCCUCCUGGGUAAUUAAUCCAGGUGUAGAACACCCUGAAACCAAAAUUCUCUUUUCCCAGCUGGCUGGGGACUGAAGUCCUAGGCAGUGGCAGAGGAUCCAGCAGUAGUCCAGGACUUAGUCUGUUUGAGGGAUGUCUGUCUGGAGGAGCAAGCGCAGAGUCUUGGUGGCUCAAGCAAACCAGUGUGACCAACAGCACCAUUGCCCAAAGGACAAAGCCUGCUGCUGGCAUCCUGCUGACAGCUGAGCAGCCUGUCUUCCAUCCACUCCCCUGUCCCAAGUUUUGCUUUAUGAUUUAAAAUUUUUUAUUUUAAACCGCAUGUUUUAUAAAAUAAAACCA